Messenger RNA from Aspergillus fijiensis CBS 313.89, 457 nucleotides. RefSeq lists its product as uncharacterized. The coding region runs from base 94 to 372 and encodes 92 amino acids. The transcript has a single exon. The record is from RefSeq and is a predicted model, not a curated record. Lineage: Eukaryota; Fungi; Ascomycota; Eurotiomycetes; Eurotiales; Aspergillaceae.
CCACCUGGAUAAUCAAAUCAGGAUUCACAGUCCUACGCGAGCGAAGCCAGAUUAGAAAAGUCAGAUAGAAGGAAUCAACGAGACAGAUCUGAGAUGCUGUGCAGGGACAAGCUGGCUUGUCCCGGUUAUCGGGUCCUUGGUUUGGCCUCUAAGGCCCGGAUUCCUCACGGUUUGAUCCACUUGGAUGACCGUUUCAAGCGCCGUGCAUGGGUUGGAUUGGGUCCAUCGUGGGGACUGGCCGGAGGGGGAAAGGAGGGAAAGUUGAUACUGAUCUAUCAACCAAGGUCAGAUGUCCGUCAUCAGGCGGACAUUUGUUGGUUCUUGAUUUGGUUGGCGGCGGGGUUUGAUUAUUCGUAUCCGUUCCCUUUCUAGUUUGGGAGAGGAGGUGGUUGGUGCUUCACGCGGAAGAGAACUCCGCAGCACACAAUAAACAGCGACAACAAACUAAGGACAAACC